This is a messenger RNA of Penicillium salamii, 1377 nucleotides long. NCBI's taxonomy places the organism in Eukaryota, Fungi, Ascomycota, Eurotiomycetes, Eurotiales, Aspergillaceae. The record is from the annotation of a GenBank genome assembly.
AUGGCCUUCGGAUUUGCCGGCUCCCUUGCGAGUAUGCUGUUUGUGUUUAUCGCCCCGCCCGUUUUUAUACUCGGUUCGAUUCUCGUGGUUGUCGGCGUGACUUGCCUCGGAUCCUCUUUCGUCGUUCUCAAUUCGUUCCUCCCAGUGCUGGUCGCCAAUGACCCUUCCCUCCAAGACGGCAAGGCGAAUGAAGGUGCAGAGUUGUCGAACUUGAACCGAGACGAUGAAGGGUCAGAGUGGAAUGCGUGGGGAGAUGAAGAUAAUGAUAGCUUGGACGGACUUCAGCCAUCGCACCAACCCGACCGCUCGCCGGAAGAGGGCCAGAGAGUUCGAACUCCUCCAUCCUCCUCGCCGGAGCUCCAGUUGUCCACCAAGAUCUCGUCGCGGGGUAUCGGUCUUGGGUAUUGUGCGGCACUUUUUGUACAAAUCAUCAGUAUAAUUAUGCUCAUCACACUGUCCAAAACCUCUCUUGUCAAAGUGUCUGCUACGCUUCCCAUGCGCUUCGUUUUGCUCUUGGUAGGCAUCUGGUGGGGUGCAUUCACACUGGUCACCGGUCGUUUGUUGAAGACUCGACCGGGACCUUCGCUCGACAACAUAUCCACUCAGGGUGCUGCGCGCUGGCGAGCCUGGCUUCGAUUGAUGGGUUUUGCGUGGAAGUCCUUGUGGCAGACCGUUCAAGUUGCUAUGAAGCUGCGGGAGAUUCUCAUCUUCCUCGUGGCAUGGUUCUUGCUGUCGGACGCCAUCGCUACCGUUUCCGGAACGGCGAUUUUGUUCGCGCGCACGGAGCUCAAGCUGAGCACGCCACUCGUGGGGCUUCUUUCCAUCACAGCGACCGUGUCGGGCAUGGCGGGUGCGUUCUUGUGGCCCCGGGUAUCGCGAUACUUCGGCCUGCAAUCAAACCACACCAUCAUUGUCUGCAUUUUUCUGUUCGAGAUUGUCCCACUCUAUGGGCUGUUGGCCUACAUCCCAUUCAUCAAGAACUGGGGGGUCAUCGGGCUCCAACAGCCAUGGGAGAUUUUCCCGCUCGCCAUCGUACAUGGCGUUGUGUCCGGUGGCCUGGCAUCUUAUUGCCGAUCGUUCUUUGGUUUGCUGAUCCCGCCCGGGAACGAGGCUGCAUUUUACGCCCUCUACGCUGCGACUGACAAAGGAAGCUCCUUCAUUGGUCCGGCGAUUGUGGGUGUUCUGGUGGAUGCGACCGGUCAAGUCCGGAGCGGCUUUUUCUUUAUUGCAAUUCUCAUCCUUCUGCCAAUUCCUUUGAUCUGGCUCGUCAAUGCGGACAAGGGUCGUCGCGAAGGUUUAGCUAUGGCGGAGACCCUUAAGUCACAUGGACCGGACGAUGCCCAGGAGGCGGAGGGUCUUUUGGCGCAUCAUGACUAA